This is a messenger RNA of Pocillopora damicornis (cauliflower coral), 721 nucleotides long. RefSeq lists its product as uncharacterized. The record is from RefSeq and is a predicted model, not a curated record. NCBI's taxonomy places the organism in Eukaryota, Metazoa, Cnidaria, Anthozoa, Scleractinia, Pocilloporidae.
UGUUGGAUGCUGGUCGAGGGAAUUUAUCUCUAUCUGUUUGUUGUAAAGGUGUAUAACAUCAACACCAAGAUGCACAUGUAUCACGUCAUGUCAUGGGGUUUUAAACCUGAAUAUACCGUGAGAGUGGUUCAUUUUCUUACUUUCCAUGUCUAUCGGUGCCGUUAUUUGUUCACUUUGCUUGUCUAUCUGCAGAUUAGAGAGCGAUUCAAAAGGAAGGUGACCAGGGUUUUCCCAUCUACAAACAAUGGAAACUCCGCAAAGAGGAGCUCACAGGUUAAUCCAACUGAUGUUGGUGAUACGUGGGUAGCUGAAUUGCAGUCUUUCAAUGAGUUUGAGGAGGAAAAACACUCAGCUUGAAGAACUAGAUUCAACACUGACCAAGCUUGAAACUCCAUCAUUUGAUUGCUUAAUGUAAUAGUUAGUCAGUAGUAGUUGCUCAUUUUAGAUCUUUCGGGAGGAUUUCGGCCGUUCAAAUCGAGCCUUUAGCUUGGUGAAUAAGUCAUUUGUAAGGUGUCAGUUACUGCGAUGAUUGGGUAAUUUGCUAAAGUCAGUAGCCUUUAACGUUUUUUAAGCUAGAUGCAAGAGCUUUUCAAGCUUUUUUUUCUUUAAAUUAAGAGUAAGUACUUCAUACGUAAUUAGGGAAAGUUUGCUUUAGCUGCAAACUAAAUUGCUUUAAAGUAACUAACCUAUAGGUUGACCGUCGAUUGCUGUUAGAAUUAAA